Hibiscus syriacus is the source of this 1198-nucleotide messenger RNA. RefSeq names its product metacaspase-9-like. Gene Ontology annotation, biological process: proteolysis. The record is from RefSeq and is a predicted model, not a curated record. NCBI's taxonomy places the organism in Eukaryota, Viridiplantae, Streptophyta, Magnoliopsida, Malvales, Malvaceae. Bases 44 to 1198 code for a protein of 384 amino acids. Gene Ontology annotation, molecular function: cysteine-type endopeptidase activity. The transcript is spliced from 2 exons.
CAAAGCACAAGACAAUUAGCAACACAAGAGAAGACAAACAAAGAUGUCUAAGGUUAGGAAGAGAGCUGUUCUGGUGGGAUGCAACUACCCAAACACCAAGCUCAGGUUGCAGGGAUGCAUCAAUGAUGUGUCAAGCAUGGAAGAGUUGAUUGUGAACGAAUUUGGCUUUAAUCAAGACAAUGUUAAGUACUUGGUUGAUGAACCAGGCACGUCGCCUGAGGGUUUGCCUACUCGUGCAAACAUUAUGGCUGCACUGGAGGAGAUGGUGGAUGCUGCUGCAUCAGGUGAUAUACUGUUUUUUCACUUCAGUGGACAUGGAACAACCUUUUCAUCCUUGAAACCUGGAGAAUCUUACCAGGAAGAAGAAGCAAUCGUUCCUUGUGAUUUAAAUCUCAUCACCAACAUGGACUUGAGGCGCUUGAUUCAAAAGCUACAACCAGGAACAAGCUUCACAAUCCUAUCAGAUUCAUGCCACAGUGGCGGACUAAUUGACAAAGAUAAAGAACAAAUUGGACCUACUAGAAUGAAGGGUAUACCACUUCCAGUUUACUACAAGUCUAGGGGAAUUUCUAUUGGAUCCAUAAUGGAUUGCCUGCAUUCGGUUACGGGUGCCAUCCAAACUGGAGCAAAUAUUGCGAUAGGUGUUGCAAAUGCCGUAAGCAUCGGGGCAAAUAUUGUGGAAAACAUUGGCUCUGGUUUGUCAACAAUCUUUAACAAAGAAGUGAGCAUCACAUUCCGACCAGAGCAUGAGCAAAGGGCGGUGAUGAAGUCGAGGUCACUGACGGAGGAUGAAGGUCUUCUUUUGAGUGGAUGCCAAGCUAAUGAGACAUCAGCAGAUUUGGAGGGGAGCCCGCUUACCGAAGGAAAAGCUCAUGGGGCGUUUACGUAUGCAGUGGUGAAGGUACUGAAUCAGAUCAAAGGGUUAACCAACAAACAGCUUGUGAAGGAAGUUAGGAAGUUCUUACAAGAGCAGGGGAUUGAACAGCACCCUUGCCUUUAUAGCAGUGAUGGGAAUGCAAAUACACAUUUCUUGGACACCCAAAACACUCGUGAUCGGAAGAAAGCCAUAGCGAGGGGCGUCGAUGAUGAUCAUGUACCCAUUGACACCCAUCUUCAAAUCAAUGGAAGGAGGAACCGUCAAGACUCCCCGAUAAAAAGGCAUAGAGGUGCUGAAACCUCCAUCGCCUAUUCAAACUAA